UGAUGCCUGCCUGCCUUUUUCCUGGAUCAAGCCCAUUUAAAUCAGACUGGUUCCACUUGUAAGAGUCACCAUGCAAGAUGUUUCUUUGACUAAGAUCGGUUCCAGGCACGGGAGCAGUGCCAGAGGCAGGCGCCUGCGGCUAAUCUUGCUUUCAGGAGAGCCAGCGAGGAGGAACAGUGCUCAUUAUUCCCUUAGAGUGAGCCUGAGCUCGCCCGCGUUGUUUGUGCAAUGUACUGCAAUGAGCCUAACCCCUCCUUUACUACACGGUGCUGGCUGGAGUACCUGCUGGUCUCUAAACGUCACGAGGCUUCACUUAUAAAGCACAGGCAGUAGAUCUUCCCCCUGCUGUCUCUCCAAGAGGCGCAUGAGAAGCAAGCUCUACGCAGGCAGAAAGAUGUUUUAUUCAGGUAUUCUGACAGAGCCGAGUAGAAAAGAAGUGGAGAUAAGGGAAGCUGCAUCUCUCCGCCAGCAGAGGAGGAUGAAGCAGGCGGUUCAGUUUAUUCACAAGGAUUCUGCAGAUCUCCUUCCUCUGGAUGGGCUGAAGAAACUGGGAACUUCAAAAGAUACUCAACCACACAAUAUCCUGCAGAGACGCUUAAUGGAGACAAAUUUAUCAAAACUGCGAAGCAGCCGGGGCAGCUGGUCUCUGAAGAGUGACAUCUCAGCACAGACCAAUAAGCUGAAUCAAACCAAACUGGGCAGCUCAAGGAAAGUGGAGGAUGAGGAGUUCAUAGUGGUGAGCUGCCAGUGCGCUGGGAAGGAGCUGAAGGCCGUGGUGGACACCGGCUCGCAGCACAACCUGAUGUCAUCCGCCUGCCUGGACAGGCUGGGGUUAAAGGAGCAUCUUGAAGCACUUCCCAGUGAGGAGGAGGCAAUUUCAUUACCACACAACGAGAGGGUCAUUGGCCAAAUUGACCAUCUGGUCCUGACGGUGGGAGCGGUCCGCGUGGAGUGCGCUGCGCUUGUUGUGGAAGACAAUGAGAAAUCCUUCUCCUUUGGCCUGCAGACACUGAAAUCCCUGAAGUGUGUCAUAAACAUGGAGAAGCACCAUCUUGUUCUGGGGAAGAUGGACAGGGAAGAAAUCCCAUUUGUGGACAGCAUCAGCGCUGGGAUGGGAGAGCACACUUUGGAGGCAUAAAGAGAAAUUGAAAUGCUGUCCCUACACAAGAGCUUGACAUCAAAGAAAUUCCGUGCAGCUGCUCCAGAUGAAACAGCAAUGCACUGCGUUGAAAACAUUUAUACUAGGCUACAGCUUAAGUAUAGCUAAAUGAAAUCUGUUCAGUAGCCAGUAACUUAGAGAUAUUGUCAUGUUUAUCUAUGGGUUUUGAGAAACAAAUGUGUGCUUAUUUUCUGGACUUUUCUAUGUAGUGUUCUCUUUAUUACGAACAGUUGGGAAACCUUAUGAAUUUCUUCUGCUGAGAAAAAUAAUUUUUAUAGUAGCCUCAUAAGAGUAAUUGUAUUUAGCUGUGAUUAGAGGCAAUCAGAAUGAAAUUUUUAUUAAUGAUUUUUCCAGAGGCUAAGCAUUUAUAUUCACUUAAUUGAUAUUGCCACAUUCAAAUGGCCAUUACCAGGAAGUUACUCAUAGUAAAAUAACAACACUAAUAUCGUCUAUGAAUUAUAGUUCAUCCUGUUAGCCAUAGUAUUGUUGCUGUGUAAUUGGGGACGCAACUGCUGGCUUGAUGAGAAAGAGCAAUUACAAAAUUAUUCAUGGGUUAGGCUCCCCCUUGGGCGGCGUGGCGGCAGCACAGAAUCAGCGGUUGAAAGGGCUCCCAGGCUGACCUCUGCAGCCGCCUGCUUGCCGUGGGAGGUGUCCUCCAGCAAGUGGUGCCAGGGCUCGCCCUCUCCAGGAAAGUCCCCAGAGGGCUCUUGGCUGUCUCCCUAGAGGGAAUAGGCAGGAAUAUUAAUCAUUGUAUUGUGCCAAAAAGAAACAAAUGAGCGCACAAUUGUAUUGUCGGGUAUGAGAGCAGACAUAGAGCCUUAUUGCUCUAUUAAGAAUCACAUGCCCUCAAAGCACCCUUGCUUUUCCCCUGCUGCCGCGACUGGUCCCUCGGCUCUGCCUGCAUGUCCAGCUUGUAACCCAAAGCACCAGCAGCACCGGGGCGCCGUACCUGUGUGGGGGUUGGACUCCGGUUGUACUUUAAUGAUGCUGUCAGGAAUGCCACAAUUUUUUUUAAUCUAUUUACAAAUCACUGGUGAUUUAAAGUACAACAUUAACCUUGUCCACCCUCAGGGCAAGUGGGAAUUUUCACUGGGAUAAGCACCUCAUUUGGCAUUGCUAUCCUGGAGCAGCAAGGUUGCUACUUCACAUGCUGCUUGCUUGCAGACCAGAACAAAUGUACGGUACUGUGUGGAGGAGCCUGACCUUGUACAAAAGCAGCUUUCUAGAUUUUUAAAAGCUAAUUCGAAUUAAUUAGUCGUCUGCUGAAGGGGCAUCUUUGAAAUUCAGAGUAAUACCCUUGUGAUAUUCUGUACCCACUGAUUUAGAAUCACAGAAUUGUAGGGGUUGGAAGGAACCUCAACAGAUCGUCGGGUCCAACCCCCCUGCCAAGCAGGAUCCUUAGAGCAGGUUGUCCAGGUAGGCGUCCAGACGGGCCUUGAAUAUCUCCAGAGAAG
Molecule: messenger RNA, 2613 nt
Organism: Cygnus olor (mute swan)
Lineage: Eukaryota; Metazoa; Chordata; Aves; Anseriformes; Anatidae
Gene: NRIP3
Product: nuclear receptor interacting protein 3
Exons: 7
Coding region: 365-1138 (257 amino acids)
Biological process (GO): proteolysis
Molecular function (GO): aspartic-type endopeptidase activity
Source: RefSeq, a predicted model, not a curated record